UUCGCCCAGGCAGCCACAGUUUCAUCAAUUUUCCCUCCCAAAUGCAGCAAUCAAAUGUGAUCUCCCUCUUCCCUAACCUAAUGCCCCAGAUUCCAACCCCUCUCUACCAUUCGGAAACAAUCUGAGGGGAUGACGAUUGAGAUGCUGAAAGGAUUGCCGUUCUCGGUGGACACAUGGUCGCCUAAUUCGAACCGGAAGAGGCACCAUUUCCUCACCCACGCCCACAAAGACCACACUCAAGGGAUCUGCGCUUACGCCUCUUCUCCAAUCUACUGCACCCUUAUCACCCAGUCCCUUGUCCUUCAACAUUACGAUCAGCUUGACAGGUCAAUCUUUGUGAGAAUAGAGGUUGGGCAGAGUUUGGAGAUUGAGGAUCCCAAUGGUGGAUUCACCGUCACCGCCUUUGAUGCCAAUCACUGUCCUGGUGCUGUUAUGUUAUUGUUUGAAGGCAAAUUUGGCAACAUUUUGCAUACUGGAGAUUGCAGACUUACUAUUGAGUGUUUGAGAAGUCUGCCCGAGAAGUAUGUAGUGAAGAAAGGAAGACAGCCUAGGUGUCCGCUCGAUUGUGUUUUCCUGGAUUGCACUUUUGGCAAGUUUUCAUUGAGAAUGCCCACUAAGCAAUCAGCAAUCCAGCAGGUGAUCAAUUGUAUAUGGAAGCAUCCUGAUGCCCCAACCGUGUAUUUGACUUGCGAUCUUCUUGGACACGAGGAAAUCCUUGUGAGUGCAUCCAGAACAUUUGGCAGUAAGAUAUAUAUUGAUAAAGCAAAAAUCCCACAAUGUCUCCAAUCUAUGGAACUCUUGGUGCCUGAAAUUCUCUCUCAAGACCCAACGUCUCGUUUCCAAUUGUUUGAUGGAUUCCAUGGGCUGUAUGAUAGAGCAGAAGCCAAGAUUGCAGAAGCUCGGGCUAAUCUCCAACACGAACCUCUUAUAAUCCGUGCUUCAUCACAGUGGUAUGCAUGUGGCGACGAAGGGUGUUCACAAAUGGAAAAACAGAAAAAGGAAAGAUUCGAUCAAGCAGUGAGAGAUAUGCACGGAGUCUGGCAUGUCUGUUAUUCAAUACACUCUUCCAGGGAAGAACUGGAGUGGGCCCUGCAAAAUCUUGCACCCAGAUGGGUUGUGUCAACAACACCCUGUUGCAGGGCUAUGGAACUGGAUUACCUGAAGAAGCAUUGCUUUAACCGGAAGCGUGACAUGGACGAUCCAUUUUUGAAACUAUUGGAGAUUGAUGUGAGCGCGUCAUCUCAAGGCAUGCUGGAAGAAGCUUCCAGCCCAUCUGGAGUCACUUCUGAUGGUAAUAUUGAGAUCUUGACCCAGCUGGCAGUAUCGCCAAGUCGGCAGUUGCAGCAGCAUAUUUCUGCUCCAAGGAAGAAGCCACCCGUUACAUUAUUUGGUCGAGCUAGACACGGGGUUGUAGGUCCCGCUUUCACCAUUGAAGUAAAAAAAGAAUGUGUAUUUAUGAAUAGUAUUACUGAGGGGGGUGGCAAGAAUGAGUUGGAGUGCUCUAAAUAUUCUAUGACAGAUUUAAACAAAUCCGAAGAAUCUAAUGGAUCCUCAGAGAUUGUUACCAAGGAGGAGGAAAAAGAGAGUUGUUUGGAUGAAAAACAAGGUUCAAAUGUGUUUGAACCGGAAUGCAAGUCAACAGAUGAUAUAAAAGAGCAUCAUGAAAGAAGUGUUCAUUCUGCCGUACCAAACGGAUCCUCAAACAAUUUUAGUGCAAGCAUGAGAAGGUUUUACCGGUCCAUGAAUGCAUCAGUGCCUCAGCCUCUUCCAUCACUUGUAGAACUUAUGGCUGCUAAUAGAAAACGUGCAAAAAGGUUGCUGUGCCUGUGAGUUAUACGUUUAGAUUCUCUCUUGUGGUUCGUGCCUGCUGCUGUCUUUAAUCUUCCCAUAUGUGCCAGCAUGAUGUCAACUUGGUUCUUUCUCUGCCCUAUUCUUUUUCCAUUAUUGGAAUUGAAGCCCUUUUCCGCCCUAUCCUUUUUUCAUUAUCAAAUUUGAACUCCUUUAAGGUACUCAAUGGAAAUGCACAACAAGCUCAGACGGCAUGUAUUUUCUUAUGAGUAGCUUAACCAUUGUUGCAGACCAAGUUUUUGGCUGGAGUACUGGACCAAUACGACAUCGUAUUACAAAUGCUCCUCUUUUUUAAUGCAAAAAUAUGUUUUUACGCUUGCAGUAUUUAUUUCGGGCUGUUAAAGAUUG
Messenger RNA from Cuscuta campestris, 2196 nucleotides. NCBI's taxonomy places the organism in Eukaryota, Viridiplantae, Streptophyta, Magnoliopsida, Solanales, Convolvulaceae. The record is from the annotation of a GenBank genome assembly.